Molecule: messenger RNA, 1065 nt
Organism: Maudiozyma barnettii
Lineage: Eukaryota; Fungi; Ascomycota; Saccharomycetes; Saccharomycetales; Saccharomycetaceae
Gene: ERV41
Product: Erv41p
Exons: 1
Coding region: 1-1065 (354 amino acids)
Biological process (GO): retrograde vesicle-mediated transport, Golgi to endoplasmic reticulum; endoplasmic reticulum to Golgi vesicle-mediated transport
Cellular component (GO): Golgi membrane; COPII-coated ER to Golgi transport vesicle; endoplasmic reticulum membrane
Source: RefSeq, a predicted model, not a curated record
AUGGCUGGUUUAAGGACGUUUGAUGCGUUUCCAAAGACUGAGGAACAAUACAAGAAGAAGUCUCAAAAGGGUGGUCUCUCUUCAUUACUGACGUAUCUGUUUCUGAUAUUUAUUGCAUGGACCGAAUUCGGUAAUUAUUUUGGUGGGUAUUUGGAUCAACAAUAUAUAGUAGAUCCAGAUGUUAAGGAAAAUGUACAGAUCAACCUGGAUAUGUUCAUUAAAAUGCCUUGUGAAUUUUUGGAUGUUCGUGCUAGAGAUUUGACAAUGGAUAAUAAAUUAGCUUCAUCAGAAUUGAAAUUCGAAGAUAUGUCAUUUUUUAUCCCAUAUGAUACAAGAAUUAAUGAUAUUAAAGAGAUAGUUACCCCAGAGCUAGACGAAAUUUUAGGGGAUGCCAUCCCAGCAGAAUUUAGAGAAAAGAUAGACAUGAGAAUGUAUUACGAUGAGAACGACAUAAACACCGCAGAACAUUUACCAGUAUUGGAUGGAUGUCAUGUGUUUGGUUCUGUUUCAGUUAAUAGAUUACAAGGUGAAUUACAAAUUAUGGCUAAAGGGUAUGGUUAUAGAAGUUUUGUCAAGACUCCUAUGGAUAAGAUUAAUUUUGCUCAUGUAAUUAAUGAGUUAUCUUUUGGUGAUUUCUAUCCUUAUAUCGACAAUCCGUUGGAUGGUUCUGCUAAGUUUGAUAAGGAGGAUCCAAUGACUGCUUUUGUUUACCACACUUAUGUGGUUCCAACUAUAUACCAAAAGCUUGGUGCCGAAGUAGACACAAAUCAAUAUUCUGUUGGUGAAUACCGUUAUCAUAAGCAUGAUAAUUCUAUGAGUAGCGUGAAUUUGGUCCCUGGUAUAUUCAUUAAAUACAAUUUUGAGAGUUUAACUAUCUUGGUAGCUGAUAAAAGGUUAAGUUUCUUACAAUUCAUCAUUAGGUUGGUGGCAAUUUUAUCCUUUGUGGUUUAUAUUGCAUCCUGGAUGUUCAUCCUAGUAGACAUGGGUCUAGUUACUUUGAUGGGUCCUAAAUGGUCUCUUCGUUACCAACCAGAUAUUGCAUCACAAGGUAUCCUACAGAAUUAG